This is a messenger RNA of Cylindrotheca closterium, 1575 nucleotides long. Lineage: Eukaryota; Bacillariophyta; Bacillariophyceae; Bacillariales; Bacillariaceae. The record is from the annotation of a GenBank genome assembly.
AUGUUUCUUAAAAUUCCAUGUCUUCUACUCUCUUUUGCCUUGAGCACAUCCAAUGGAUUCGUUGUUCCAUCCACCGGCUUCGGUAACCGUGCCAAACUAACUUCUCUAUCGUUCAAAAGCGAAAGAACAGCCCCAUCCGUCGUUGACAGUUUGAAUGUGCUUUCCAUGUCAGAGAUCAAGCACCUUCUAAGCGAACGUGGCGUUGACUUUCGCGAUUGUUCAAGUAAGCAAGAGCUUAUCGUAAGGCUGACACAAUCGCAAUCGGCUGGAGCUGAAGAACAACCCUUCUUCCCCCCUGCUGCACAACAACUAUUCAGCCAAGAAGAAUCUUUGAUUUCUACCUUCCGUAGGGUAUCUCCUUCUGUCGCACACAUCAAGACUGACUCCAACAGUCAUGAUGACUUGUCCAUGUCCGGAACGGACAUUCCUUCCGGUUCUGGAAGUGGAUUCCUUUGGGACAACAAGGGUCAUGUCGUCACCAACUUUCAUGUUGCCUCUGGUGGACGACAAGAUGGAUCCAUGCCAAAAAACAUUAAAGUCAAGCUAACUGGUAUGGCAAAUGCCUUGGAUGCUGAGAUGGUUGGCUUUGAUUCCGAGCUAGACUUGGCAGUCUUGAAAUUGAGAAAUUAUGAUCCCAGAAAUCUCCCAUCUCCCAUUCCGAUUGGAGUUUCCAGCGAUCUUCAAGUCGGUCAAAGUGUCAUCGCUAUUGGCAAUCCUUUCGGUCUUGAUGAUACACUGACAACUGGGGUUGUCUCUGCUCUUGGCAGAGAUAUUGACGGUGCAGGAGGUCGCCCUAUUCACGGAUGCGUUCAAACCGAUGCUGCCAUCAACCCAGGCAACAGUGGUGGACCCCUUUUAGACAGUCAGGGGCGCUUGAUUGGAAUCAACACUUCGAUCUUCUCUCCUAAUGGCACACCCGGGAAUAUUGGAAUUGGAUUCGCCAUUCCGGUGGACACCGUCAGCCGUGUGGUCACCCAACUCAUUGUCCAUGGCAAGGUUGUCAGACCUACUUUGGGAAUGUCGAUUGUCGAUGACAGAGUCGCGCGUAACAUUGGACAACAACUUCGAAUGCCUCUUAAGGGUUGCUUGGUCGGUGAAGUUUUCCACAACAGCCCUGCUAUGCUGUCUGGUCUCGAAUCCUUUGGACAAGACUACGAUGGAUCCAUCAUCUUGGGUGACAUUGUCACUCACAUUGACGGAGAACCCGUCACCGAGUCUGAGGACUUGCUUUCCGCUGUGGAAGAAAGAAAGGAGGGAGAUACAGUUAACCUUCGUGUUGUUCGUCAAUGUGAUCCAAACAGAAUCGAGACUGUCCCUGUCAUGCUCACUAGCAGAGACCGCUUCCAGAACAGGGAGGGCAACAGAAAUUCUUCCAACUCCAGCUCCAACCAUCACCAUAUGCACCACGGUGCUCCUCCCCAACAUCAUCGUGGACCCCACAACCAAAUGUUUGAUCCCAGACAACAACAGAGACAAGGACCACCACCACCUGGUCCUGGUCAACAAUGGCGUGGACCACCUCCUCCCCCACACAUGGCCGGUCCCAAUUUCAACCGAUUUGGUCAUUGGCAAUAA